This is a messenger RNA of Symbiodinium sp. CCMP2592, 1293 nucleotides long. The record is from the annotation of a GenBank genome assembly. Lineage: Eukaryota; Dinophyceae; Suessiales; Symbiodiniaceae.
AUGGGCGGAGGAGGGCGCAGGCAACAGCCUGUGCAGUGGCCGCAGGGUGUAUCAGACGAGGUCUCCAAGACAAUGUCGUGGCUAAAGGGCACGGAGUGGGCCUGGAACAACGAUGGCUUCACCAUCAAACUAACUCGCGAUGGAGACAUCGAGGCACCCAUCCAGCAGUGCCAGCGUGGUUGCAAAUGGACUGCCGAGAAUGGCAAGCUGUACCUGUCCGUUGGCAAUGCAGGGAUCUUCGAGUUAGUUGCGCCUGACCCGAAGCCGUCCCGGCUUGAGGGCCAGCGGCUGAAAGGCAACUCCAAGCGAAAUCCGCGGGAGCGCUUGACGCUGACAUUCAACCGGAUAUUUGACCACGAAGCUGUGGACUUGGACAAGGAUUUGUAUGAAGUUCUCGGCCUCGCCGAAGACGCUGAUGAGGCGAGCAUCAAGAAGGUGUAUCGCAAGCUCUCGAUUCAGCACCACCCGGACAAGAAUCCAGACGAGGCGUCCAAAGCCAAGUUCGCCGAGAUCCGAGAUGCGUACGAGGUUCUCAACGAUCCGGACAAGAAAAUCCUGUACGAUACAGGUGGCAUGGCGGCCGUCAAGGACUCCGAGAAGGGCAAGGUCGAGACAACCAGUGACGUCAACUCCGAAAUUGAGGUGGGCCUAGAAGACCUCUACCUAGGCACCGAGUUCCGCGCCACGGUCAAGCGAGGAAUCGUUUGCAGAGGUUGUCGGAAGAACCCCAACUCCCCCAACUGCAAGGGCUGUCGAAAAUGUAAGAACCAGAUCAAGGUGGUGCAGGUCCAGAUGGGCCCAUUCCUCACCCAGCAGCAGCAGGAAGUACCCAGCAAGGAGAAGUGCAAGGACGUCGAUGCACCGCUGGAUGUUCACAUUGAGAAAGGCAUGGCCAGCGGUGACACGGUCACAUUCCCGCGAAUGGCGGAGGAGCGCCCCGGCAUGCUGCCUGGAAGUGUCAUCCUCAAGCUGAAGGCCAAGAAGCACCCGCGUUUCGAGCGUCGCGGAAGCGACUUGCACACCGACUUGAAGAUCAGCCUGCGAGAGUCACUCCUGGGCUGGUCUAGAACCAUCCAGCACUUGGAUGGACACGAAGUCGAAAUCAAGCAGACCGAUGUGACCAAGCACCUGCAGGUCUUGAAAACACGAAGCGAGGGGAUGCCGCACCGUGAUGAUCCUGCUAGCUUCGGAGACCUCCACGUGAAGGUGUCCGUCGAGUUCCCAAAAACCUUGACUCCGCAGCAACGUGAAGCCAUCGCGCAAGUAUUCCCAGAUGGAAGAAGCGAGCUUUGA